UUUUAUGGCUCAAAUUUAACUUCUAAUCCUUUUGACAUUAGAUUGAUAGUUGGAAAAAUAACUAAAUUAAAUGAACGGAUAAGAAAAAGUUUCAAUAAAUGUUGUAUAAACUGCUCAGCUCUCCAAUGGAAGUUUGACUUGUUAGUUGAUACCGGAAGCUAAUUCAAACAUAAUCGCCAGCCUACGUCAUCAUAUAAGGCCGAUUUUACUUCCUUGUUUACAAAUAGUAAAGAAAGAAAUACAGGAAGUGGGGCGCUUUGAUGCAUCUCCUCCACUUUGCUACUUUUAAUGAAGCCAUCAAGUGAUUUGGACAGAAAAUGGCAAUACUUGACCGCCAUGGUUUUCCUCGUUUGCCUGCUGUCCACCCGCCUCACCGAAGCGAAAUACGAACCCAACUGGGAGUCCAUCGACUCCAGGCCACUGCCUGACUGGUACGACCAGGCCAAGUUCGGCAUCUUCAUCCACUGGGGCGUCUUCUCCGUGCCCAGCUUCGGCAGCGAGUGGUUCUGGUGGUACUGGAGGGGGCAAAAGCUGCAGCCGUACGUGGACUUCAUGCGGAGGAAUUACCCGCCGGACUUCAAGUAUCAAGACUUCGCCCCUCGCUUCACCGCAGAGUUCUUUGACGCCAAAGAAUGGACGGACAUCUUCGCCGCGUCGGGCGCCAAGUACAUCGUGCUGACCACCAAACACCACGAAGGAUUCACGCUGUGGGGCUCGGAGACCUCCUGGAACUGGAACGCGGUGGACGUGGGCCCCAAGCGGGACCUGGUGGCGGAGGUGGCGAGCGCCCUCCGCGCCCGCGGCGACCUGCGCCUGGGCCUGUACCACUCGCUCUUCGAGUGGUUCCACCCGCUGUUCUUGGAGGACGCCGCCAACCGCUUCGCCACUGACCGCUUCGCCGUCGGCAAGAGUUUGCCGGAACUUUACGAGCUGGUGCGGACGUACAAGCCCGACGUGCUGUGGUCGGACGGCGACGGGAACGCGCCGGACAAGUACUGGAACAGCACCGGAUUCCUGGCCUGGCUCUACAAUGACAGUCCAGUCCGGGACACCGUGGUGACGAACGACCGGUGGGGCUCGGGCUCCAUGUGCCGACACGGCGGCUACUACACGUGCGCCGACCGUUACCAGCCAGGUCACCUUUUGCCGCACAAGUGGGAAAACUGCAUGACCAUCGACAGGAAGUCGUGGGGCUACAGGCGCGACGCCCCCCUCGCCGACUACCUCACCAUCGAGGAGCUCGUGGCGGUGAAUAUCCCUCCGUCCGUCCGUUUUCAAGCAGACGCUGGUGGAGACCGUGUCGUGCGGCGGCAACCUGCUGAUGAACGUCGGCCCCACGGCGGACGGGAGGAUCGCGCCCAUCUUCGAGGAGCGCCUGCGGCAGGUCGGCCGCUGGCUGCGGGUGAACGGCGAGGCGGUGUACAACAGCAGCGCCUGGCGGGCGCAGAAGGACGCCGCCGCGCCCGCCGUCUGGUACACGUCCAGGCCGCGGGAGAACGCCGUCUUCGCCGUGUUCCUCGUGUGGCCCGACGACGGGUCUUUACUCCUCAGCGAACCGGAGCUCACUCUAGGACACAACAAGGCAAAAACGGCCCUCUGAGGGGGAAACCCGAACUACGACGUGGCCCCCGCGAGAGAAAUGAGUUUGACGCCCCUGCUUUAGCUAUUCGUUGCCCUACCCUGCUAAAAAUUUUCUAUAGAAAUUCUAUCGAAAGAGACAAUUCUAUAGAAUUUGUACAGAAGAACUUGUUCUGUAGAAGCUUUGCUGUGAUUUUUGACAGAACAAAAAUGUUGUUAUAGAAAUUCGAUACAACUUGGGUCCCAAAGUUCUAUAGAAAAUUUUUAGCAGGUUUAGUAAGUUUGGAAUUUAUUUUAUGAAACUUGUCACUGCUAAGAAUGUUAGCUCGAUUUACGUGUGAGUCAAAAAUUAAAUACAUUUAAAAAUGUUUUGAAAACAGUACCAUAGUAGGCCCAAAUGUUCAGUCAAAAUGAGGCAAUUUUUUAUUCAUAGCGGGUAUAUUUUAUAUUUUUGUUUGCUGUUGUAACACCUCCAAAUCCGAGACCAUGGCCCUCAGCCGGAAAAGGGUCGGUCGGGGUUGAGAUCCUGCCCAAGUAUCUCGGGGUCUAGUUCACAAGUGAGGGAAGAACGGAGCGAGAGAUCGACGGACAGACCGGUGCAGCGUCUGCAGUGAUGCGGACUGUAUCGGUCCGUUGUGGUGAAGAGGGAGCUAAGCCGAAAUGCGAAGCUCUCAAUUUACUAGUUGAGCUACGUUCCAACCCUCACUGACGGGCAUGAGCUGCGGGUCGUGACCGAAAGAACAAGAUCCCGGAUACAUACGGCCGAAAUGAGUUUCCUCCCCAGGGUGUCCGGGCUCUCCCUUAGAGAUAGGGCAAGAAGCUCGGUCAUCAGGGAGGGGCUCAGUGUCGAGCCGCUGCUCCUCCGCAUUGAGAGGAGCCAGACGAGGCGGCUGGGGGCUUCUGAUCCGGACGCCUCCCCGGUGAGGUGUUCCGGGCGCGUCCCACCGGAAAGAGACCCCGGGGACGACCCGGGACACGCCGGAGAGACCUACGUCUCUUGGCUGAAGGCUGAGGUUCUCACUUCUUGAUGGCUCUGGAGGAAGCUCACUCACCUCACGCGGUCUUCGUGUCACGCUUAGACGUACUCCCAAGGUCGGUGAUCGAAAGCAGGAGUGCGCAGAAAGCGAUGGAGUAGCCAUCUUUUGCUCGCUGACUCAUUAAGACGUCGUUUUCUGGGAAGCGAGGCCGCCCGCAUUGAUUCUUGUCGUCGGACGGUCGCUGAUUGCAUUUUAAAACGUGGUUUCUGUUUCUGUCCUGUGUGUGGAAAAAAAAAAA
Molecule: messenger RNA, 2853 nt
Organism: Syngnathoides biaculeatus (alligator pipefish)
Lineage: Eukaryota; Metazoa; Chordata; Actinopteri; Syngnathiformes; Syngnathidae
Gene: fuca2
Product: alpha-L-fucosidase 2
Exons: 6
Coding region: 289-1800 (503 amino acids)
Biological process (GO): glycoside catabolic process; fucose metabolic process
Cellular component (GO): lysosome
Molecular function (GO): alpha-L-fucosidase activity
Source: RefSeq, a predicted model, not a curated record